Molecule: messenger RNA, 5630 nt
Organism: Leptopilina heterotoma
Lineage: Eukaryota; Metazoa; Arthropoda; Insecta; Hymenoptera; Figitidae
Product: ankyrin-2-like
Exons: 4
Coding region: 301-5019 (1572 amino acids)
Biological process (GO): protein localization to ciliary inversin compartment
Cellular component (GO): ciliary inversin compartment
Molecular function (GO): protein binding
Source: RefSeq, a predicted model, not a curated record
UGUCAAUUGUCUCUUGAUGCUCUUGAUUUACAACAAUUACAAUUCAAGUUCUAUAAAUUGUUAUACGUAUUAUAAAAUAAAAUAAAUAUACAAGUUAGAAAAUCUUGUUUUCUAAAAUCCAAAUAUUUUAAAGUUUAAUGUUUCGUCAUGUAAAAUCGUCGAGUUUAUAAAAGCGAUAUGUUGAUAUUGCAUUAAUCAUGAAUUUGUAAGUGGAGAAUAAUACUUCCUAUAAUUGAGAUUGUAAACCACCGUUAGAGAAACAGUAGACUACAUUCGAUUCAGUUUCUCCUAUUUGUCACCAUGGAUCUUGAUAAUGAUUACAUCGACACUACUGACUACAAUGAACUGUUUCUCGCAGUUCACAAUGGAGACUUAAAUCUUGUUCAGUCUCUACUCAUGAAACAUUCGUCGAGGGAAAUAAUUCGUGGCAGGACAUUGCUGCAUGUAGCGACUGUAAGAGGGCAUACGGAGAUAGCAAAAUUGUUCACCGCCAAGCGAGACGAAACAGGGAACACACCUCUGCAUCUGACGAUAAUGGGGAACCAACCUCAGGUUUUCAAACUUCUUUUAGAAGAGAGUAACGUGAACGCAAGAAAUCUUAAGAAUGAACGACCACUUCACUACGCAGCUUUGUACAAUCGUUCUGAAUUUGCAAAAAAACUUAUAGAUAAUGGCGCGAUUCUUGAGGAAAAAGAUAGUCAGGGUAAAACACCUCUUUACGCUGCAUUGACGAAUGGGAACGUUCAGGUAGCUGAAGUUCUUUUUAAACACGGUGCUGUUUUAAGUGAUGACGAUUUGACAAAUAUGACUUCUCUUCGUCACGCAGUUGGGAAAGGAAAUUUUGAAAUGGUAAAGUUGCUCAUGGUGAAUGGAUGUAACAAAGUCGAUGUUCCAGCUGAUAAUGAUUCUUCUCUUAAACUUGCCGUAUCGUCCGGACGUUUGGAUAUUCUAGAAUAUCUCAUGAAAAACGGUUUAAAAAGCAGUGAAACUAUCAAUAAGGAUAGACUCAACUUGUUUGAAACAAGUAUAAAGAAUUAUCACUUGAAUAUUUUUAAGUAUUUAGUGGACAUUGGUGUGAAGACAGAAACAGUAGAUGACAUAUUUUAUGAGGUAAUUAAUUUGAAACGUUAUGACAUGUGGGAGUAUUUAGUAAAAUUGUUGUCGACAAUCUAUGCAAAAGCGCAUUGUAAAGAGAAGCAGCUUCAUUUUUCGGUGCGAGCGGGCCAAUCGGAAGCUGUUAAGGCAAUUGUAAACGAACCAACAAACGAAUAUGAAUCCGAUCUAUUCGCUAAAAAAUUGGCAGUUUACAUCGCUGCUGAAACUGGCAAUGAAGAAAUAUUAGAAAAUCUUCUAAAAGCUGGUUACCCCGUCGAUAGCUUAUUUAAGGUAAUAACUCCUCUUCACGUUGCCGCAACACUCGAGCACCCGGGAUUAGUAAAGCUUCUCUUGAAAGCAGGAGGUGAUAUUAAUUUACAAACUGAUUAUGGUCUCACCCCAUUGCAUUUUGCAGCAAUUGCAGGAAAGCCAUCUGUUGUAAAAUAUCUCCUAGAAAACGGUGCUGACCCCACUAUAAUCUGUAAUGGCAAAAGAUCACCAUUAGUAAUGAUUUUGGACAUAUUUUCAUCAAUUUUUCUUCGCAGACCUACUUCUAUUUUAACAUUCAAGAAAUUGACAAAAGUCACAGAGUUGUUAAUUCGGUAUUCAAUCAAUGAAACUAGUGACACGGGGUUAAACAUGUUAAUAACAACCGCAGCUCAAAUAAAGGUUUCAUCUAAUAACGUCGAAGAAAAUAAUCCAAAUCAAGGUUCAAGUGGGCAAACACCGAAGAAUGAAGCCGAUAAUUCUGCAUUUCGUCCCGAAAUCCUCAGAUGCAUAUUUAAUUAUCUAUCCGAUAAAAAAAUCGAACACUUUUCAGAAAGACUAUUAAACGACCACUAUCUACUUGAGCGUACGCCGGAACUACUGAAUCUUUUGAUGGAAUACGAUGACUCGAAAUCAUGUUGCGAUGUUAAAUUGAGUCCUAAUGAUAAAAGCUACAAAUCCAAAUUACUUGUGAUCCAUUAUUCUAAAACCUAUGCCGAUCUUCUUAGUGUUAAUCUACAGGAUACUUCGUCAGACUCUGAUAAGGGUAAAACAGUUUUGCAGUUGAUAGUAGCUCGCUUAGUGUUAAUAAUCAGAAAUCGUCAUUCUUGUUUGUUAAAAUUUUGCCGAAGCAACAAACUUGAUAUGUGGAGAAAGAAAUGUGUGAAGGAGAGGGUCAGAAUGCGAAAAACGAAAGUAAGCAAUGAUUUAAAUAUCACUUUCUAUGAUGCUUUAACCAAAUCAGCUGAUAAACUUGCAGAGUACGCAAGCAACAGGAACUUUCUAAAAGCAAUCGAAUCUUCCGAAGAAAAAUUUCCAGCGUAUGCUGAGUUUAUAAAAGCAAAUGUCGAACUAGCAGAAACUAGAAACAAAUUUAUAAACGAAUGUUUUAGUUUCAUGUCCAGUUUGGUUAAAAAAUGUCACAAAAUUCGAAUUUCCAAAGCUGAAGUCAAUCAAAUUUUCAAAUAUCUGUCAAUUGUAGAUUUGCGAAGAUUUUCAGCAGCUUUCGAAGUUGUCGAAGUUGCAGAGAAAAGAAAAGAGUUCAUCAACGAGUGCACUACCUUAAUGUUUAGUUUGGUUCAAAAAUGUCACAAAAUUCGAAUUUCUCGAGCUGACAUCGGACUUAUUUUUCAGAAUAAAGUGACAAUGUCGUCGAUAGAACUUCAGUCUUUACAAACGGCAUGUUUUUCUGGUGAUGAGUCGGCAGCAAGACAUAUUCUUUCUCAAAACAAUUUUGAUGAUUACCUCGCAUCAUCUUCUGGUUAUUCACUACUUUGUAGUAUACUUAACAAUUCUAUUUAUUCACCACAACGUCGUAACGAAUUACAAGCAGAAUACGAAGUGUACGAACAACUUUUAGCCAAUUUUCUCGAAAUUUCAAAACUUCUUUUGCAACAUCCUGUGAAAGUAAAUGACGAAACUCAAGAUCACGAUCAGACUCCACUUCAUUUUGCAGUCGAAAUUGGAAAUGUGGAAAUCGUGAAAAUUUUAUUGGAAAAAGGAGCUAUUGUUAAUGCAACAAAUAAUGAGUUAAAUACACCUCUACAUAUUGCUGUUUCAAAAGGAAUAAACCCUUCUGAAAGUGUUAUUCAACUUUUACUUGAAAAUGGAGCUGAUCUAAAAAUUUGUAAUGAGUUUGGCAGGACACCUUAUCAUGAGGCGUAUGAUGAUAGUAUUAAGCUUAUUUUAUCACAGCAUGAAAUAAAAAUGCUUUUUGAUAAUGAUAAGGAUAUUAAGGAAAUAGAUUCUAGUUAUUAUACAGCGUUACAUAGAGCGGUGGAAUGUAGGAGUUGUGAUCUUGUUGAAUUUCUAGUAUCUAGAGGAUCUGACGUGAAUGCUGAUGCAGCAUAUGAUGGAACACCUCUACAUCUUGCUAGCAAAAUACGUCAUAAAGAAAUUUCGAUUCUUCUUUUACGCGCAGGUGCAGACGUUAACGCUACUGACACUUAUUCAGAUGACACACCACUACAUUUGGCAGCCAAAUAUAUGUCCAAUGAAGACGAUGGCGAAUUUCUAAAGUUUCUCAUAAAUAACGGUGCUAAUUUAACUGCCAAAAAUUAUUAUGGCCUGAUUCCUUUGAAUUGCGCAACUCUACGUCGAUCUUUGAUUGGUGCUACAAUUCUUCUGGGUGAGAAUCCAAAUACUUGUGAUAUGACUUUAAAAAUGGCUUUUUGCCUUUCCUUUCUGGGUACCUAUUUUGAAACAUUACCUGAUCUUAAAAUUUCUGGAGACCGUAGUGAUAAGCGUAAUAACAAGUUAAUCUGUGAAUUAUUUUAUAAUCAUGGUUUUAGGCUUAACACCGAAGACAUAAAAAAUAUGCUUAUUCCAGAGAAAUUGUCAUUAGUCUCUCUAGAUCAUUCAAGGAUGAUGGAACAAAGAAACAAUGUGCAAAAUCUUUUAAAUAAAGAGGAAACAUCCUGUGAUGAAAAAAUGAGGCAAGAAUUUCUGGAAUAUCAUGUAUUAAUUGGUGCCAUUAAAUACGGAUUUACGGAUAUUUUUUACAAUUUUUUGCCCAAUGUUUGUAACCUCAAUACUUAUUUGAUUGAUGGUUACACACUAUUGCAUCAUGCCUGUGAAGGAGGACGCACAACUAUUGUUCAGGAACUAUUGGCACGUGGUGCAAUUGUAAAUGUAAAUGGAGGCAGAAAUAGACUUUCACCCCUUCAUGUAUCAGUGAAGUACAAUUGCGUAGAAAUUACUAAAAUCUUAUUAACAAAAAAUGCCAAUAUCAAUUCUUGCACUAAGAGAAAUGAAACCCCACUUUGCAUCGGAGUUUAUAUGGAUAGUUUCGAAUGCGUUAAAUUACUUCUAGAAGCUGGCGCUAACGUUAAUUGCUUUGCUUCCGACCAGACUCUACUUUUCUGUGCUAUUGCCUUGAAAGUAAAUAUAAAUAUUACAAAACUACUUCUGCAUUAUGGUGCAACUUGCCUUCCAGGGGAAAUGGAACCAAUAUUUGAUUUAUUAAGAUCUCAAUCUGAAUACGAUAAAAUAUUUGAUUUGUCAUGUGAUCACAGCGUAAAUUUAAUCUUAGAUCGCAAUUAUUCUAAAUGCCCCAACGAACUUGAAGAAAUGAAAAAAACAAAAAUUAGUGAAACUGAUGUGACAAUGUACGAUCUUCUAACUAUGUCACAUAGACGACUUUCUAUUUUAAUGCGAAAUGAAAAUUUUCUCGACUUCAUAAAUUCAUUUGAUUUUAAAACUUCAUUUCCGAAUUUUGCCCGUCGAUUUGAAGUCCGUCUGAAUAAAGCAAAACUUGAGAAGCGAUUAAUAGAAUUAAGUUACGACUGUUUUCGAAUUAUAGUAAAAUUCCAAUUACCCAUUCUCGUUUUAAAUGAAGUUAUAUCGUACAUUGACACUGCAGAUUUACAUCGAUUUGUAAUCGCUUCACCAAUUAAAUCAGAAACGAAAAAAGCAGUGCAUUUCCAUUUUUCCGAAUAAACUAAAAAUUUAGUUCCCAUUUCUUAUUUUCGAAUUAAGACUAAUGCAUUUAUUUCAAAUAGUUUACAUUUGAUGUAAUUUAAAAAAUUUAGAAAUCAGUUUAUGUACUGGUAUUUAUAAUUUGUGACAAUAUAGAUUUAAAAUAAUUAUUGUUAAUUGUGACAAACAGUGAAAUACAUAAAGAUCUUUAAGUUAGAGUAAUAAAACUGUAACCAAUGUACAAAUUAACUGUGAUAUUUGUACCUUAUAUGUUAAAGCAUUUAAAAAAGGAACGUAAAUCUUAACAAUUUUAUAGAUUUUAUAUAUAUUCAGUAUCGAAAUUGCAAAGAAGGAAUUGAUUAAAAUUUAAAUAAUAUACUUGCUAAAUGACAAAAAAAUUAAUAUUAAAUUAUUGUUGUACUUAAUGUUUCUCUUCAUUCAGUUAUUGUCUAUUUUUGAAUAAGAAUAGGACCAUAACUUAUAUCUUGGAUCAAAAGAAUCUUUUUCUCCUUCUGCAAUUCUGAAAAUUUAUAAAUAUCGAACUUAUUUAAUUAUAAGAACUCUAUAAUAUUGGUAAUACCAAGGAAUGUAAUAAAUAAAUUAAAAAUUAAAUAAAACUGUAUGACAGAAAA